Seminavis robusta is the source of this 1344-nucleotide messenger RNA. NCBI's taxonomy places the organism in Eukaryota, Bacillariophyta, Bacillariophyceae, Naviculales, Naviculaceae. The record is from the annotation of a GenBank genome assembly.
AUGGAGGUGUUUGACAGGGAGAAUCUGGGAGGUAUCCCUUAUGCUCUGCGACAAUGUGAGCGCAUGAGUCUCAACGUGUCGCUGGAGCUGGAACUGCGGGCAUCUCUCGAGGAGCAAAGAGUUCGAGAGCUAAAAGAAGCAAUCCAAAAGAACGACAGGAUCACCACUGUCAAGUUUAAUCUACAUGGUCAAUGGGAGGAGAUUCCACCUCUGAAUCGACAGGCCGUGGCAGCCCUGGUAAACGCGGUAGAACGGCUUCCCAACCUGACAGAACUCGUUAUUGCGGGUGACUUUGCACCAAUCCCCGCCAUUACAAGUUUGCUGCUCUGUGCUACCCGUCUCAAAACUAUGAGGCUCGAACAGUUCCGCAACCUAAAGUCCUGUGACACUCAGGUCCUCAAGGCACUCUGUGAUGCUGUCCGAGCGCACAGAAGUCUUCAGAACCUGACGCUCCAACCCCGCAUAGCCUCCUCCUCAUCCGCAAGAUGUGAGCCACAGGAAGAAUACCUGAUACGCCUCUUGGUGGAAGCCCUAGCGGAUGGACCCGCAUUGGUUUACUGCAACCUAGAAACCAAUGUACACGUCCUGACAGGACCCUCCGUGGUCCAAUUGUGCCGUUCCAGAUCGCUUACCAAACUGGAACUCUGUCCAAGAGGGGAAGUGGGGGUGGACGUGCUCGAGGCUCUGGCCGUCAAUUCACACCUCAAAGAGCUCGUCGUUACGUGUACAUUCUCCGAACAAUCUACCGCAGCUGUCACGCAAUUACUUCAUACCAAUACAUCGCUCAGCACACUCACUCUCAUCUCCAACUCGUCGACUACAAUAAACCAAGCCAGUCAUACCGAAGCCAUAGACGCGUCGCUCCUUUUGAUUGCCGAGGCGCUCCGAACCAAUACAACCCUAUCUCACAUGACCGUACCCAGCGGGAACCCGUUACCCACUAUAAGGACGCUUCAAGCCUUUGUCAGCGUCUUUGAGACCAACUUUACCCUACACACAUUAGAAGUCUUUCAUGACAUGACCAAGAUCCAACGCAUAUGCUUUGAGGAAAUUGACCGCAUCAAAGAUGAAACCGCCAAGACAGCUCUGAUGCUGGGCAAACGAAUCGAGUACUACACAUUGCUGAAUCGAAGUGGCCGCGGCGAUCUAUUGGGCAAUGCCACGGUCCAUCGAGACCAGUGGGUGGACAAGUUGGUCGAGUUUAGUUACAGUGUGGAUCGCCUCUACUUUUUCCUUCGGACCAAUCCAACGCUGUGUAGUAUCGACACUAGAGAAGUUGACCCUCGUCAGAGCACCAUAUCGCCCAAGAGCGCUGCACGAAAGAGGGGUAGAGUAUACAGCUAG